AUGGGACGGCCACCGAAGGCAGCCGCGCGACAUGCAACCCUGGAAAACGACUCGACCGUGCCACCGGGUACUGUUGCCAAAAUAAUUAAAGAAAUCUACGCCGGUGUCCCUCCACCGCGCCCGCACCGCUCUAAAAUCGUCGCUCUUUGCCCGGGAGUUGUAACUCGGGGCGCGGCGGGAAAACAUCUCCCGCAACUGACGGCAACGUAG
Messenger RNA from Danaus chrysippus (African queen), 210 nucleotides. The record is from the annotation of a GenBank genome assembly. NCBI's taxonomy places the organism in Eukaryota, Metazoa, Arthropoda, Insecta, Lepidoptera, Nymphalidae.